Pseudocercospora fijiensis CIRAD86 is the source of this 1479-nucleotide messenger RNA. RefSeq lists its product as uncharacterized. Lineage: Eukaryota; Fungi; Ascomycota; Dothideomycetes; Mycosphaerellales; Mycosphaerellaceae. The record is from RefSeq and is a predicted model, not a curated record. Bases 1 to 1479 code for a protein of 492 amino acids. The transcript is spliced from 3 exons. Gene Ontology annotation, cellular component: nuclear proteasome complex; proteasome regulatory particle, lid subcomplex; cytoplasm.
AUGUCGGACGGCAGCAUCUUGAAGGCGGACAAGGACUUCACCAAGGAAGUCGAUGCUGCCAUUCCGGAAGCUGAGAAGAUCGCAAAGAAUGGUCAGACUCAGCAGGCGAUCGAUAAGCUGCUCAGCUUAGAGAAGCAAACGCGGCAGUCCUCAGACCUUCCAUCCACAUCGCGCCUACUUGUCGCCAUCUGCACCAUAUCCAAGGAAUCGGGAGACUGGAGUCUAUUGAAUGAGCAGGUUCAGCUACUCAGCAAGAAGCAUGGACAACUCAAACAGGCCAUCACCAAGAUGGUGCAGGUCGUCAUGGAAUUCUUAGAUGACACGCCGAGCACUGAAGUCAAGAUGGGCGUCAUUGAGACCUUGCGGACGGUGACGGAAGGCAAGAUCUUCGUUGAGGUGGAGCGAGCUCGCGUGACACGAAUACUUUCCAACAUUCAGCGAUCCCAGGGCAAGGUGACUGCCGCCAAGGAUACACUUUGCGAACUGCAGGUGGAGACCUUUGGUUCCAUGACGCGGAGAGAGAAGACCGAGUUCAUUCUUGAACAGGUGGCGCUGUGCAUUGAGGAUGGCGACUGGACGCAAGGUGGAAUAUUGUCGAGAAAGAUCAGCACUCGCUAUUUCGCCAGGAAGCCCAAGAAGAGCGCCGAGCAGAUCGAGAAGGAGCGGAAAGAAAAGGAAGAGCGGGAGCGCAUGCGAUCGGAUGGAACGAUAGGCGAGGCAGAAGAGCCAGAGGAUGACGACGUGACAGAUCUCAAGCUUCGAUAUUACGAACAGCAGAUCACACUCGCCAAGCACGAGGACAAGUACCUCGAAGUCUGUAAGCACUAUCGACAGGUCUUGGACACUGAAGCUGUCGAAGACGAUCCGGACAAGCUUCGCGCAGCACUUCAACGUGUUGUCUACUUCAUCCUUCUUGCGCCAUACGACAACGAGCAGUCCGAUCUUCUGCACCGUAUCGCACAGGACAACCGACUAUCGACAUCAUGUCCUAGAGAAGCUGAGCUGCUGAAGCGCUUCACCGUGCCCGAACUCAUGCGCUGGCCUGCAAUCCAGUCCAACUUCGGAGAGCACUUGUGCAGUACCGAUAUCUUCUCGAACAAGGAGAGCCCGAAGGAUCCGAAAGCACACCAGCGCUGGUUGGACUUCCGCAAGCGUGUCAUCGAGCAUAAUGUGCGCGUGAUCGCGAAGUACUAUACUCGCAUCCACUUCUCGCGACUUACUUCACUUCUCGACCUCCCGGCCCAGGAAACCGAGAAGUACAUCUCAGACCUGGUCACCAGCAAGACUAUCUAUGCGCGAAUCGACCGGCCAGCACAGAUUGUCAGCUUCGAGAAGAAGCGAGAUGCGGACGAGGUGCUGAACGAGUGGAGCGGCAACAUGAAGUCGCUCCUUGGUCUUUUGGAGCGCAUUGACCACCUAAUCACGAAGGAAGAAAUGAUGGCAAGAAUCCAGCCUAAAGAGGUCAAGGGCAAGGCUUAG